This is a messenger RNA of Pongo pygmaeus (Bornean orangutan), 6798 nucleotides long. It is a transcript of the gene RHOH, whose product is annotated as ras homolog family member H. The transcript has 3 exons. Gene Ontology annotation, biological process: small GTPase-mediated signal transduction. Gene Ontology annotation, molecular function: GTP binding; GTPase activity. The record is from RefSeq and is a predicted model, not a curated record. The coding region runs from base 2451 to 3026 and encodes 191 amino acids. NCBI's taxonomy places the organism in Eukaryota, Metazoa, Chordata, Mammalia, Primates, Hominidae.
UAAGAAAAUGGUUUUUAGGCCGUGCACAGGGGCUCAUGCCUGUAAUCCCAGAACUUUGGGAGGCCGAGGUGGGUGAAUUGCUUGAGCUCAGGAGUUUGAGACCAGCCUGGCCAACAUGGUGAAACCCCGUCUCUAUUAAAAAUUCAAAAAUUAGCCGGGCGUGGUGGCAGGUGCCUGUAAUCCCAGCUACUCCAGAGGCUGAGACAGGAGAAUUGCUUCAACCCGGGAGACAAAGGUUGCAGUAAGCCGGGAUCGCACCACUGCACUCCAGCCUGGGCGACACAGUAAGACUCCAUCUCAAUUAAAAAAAAAGAAACAAAAAAGAAAAACAUAAGGACUUUUCACAAAAAUAUGAUUCUUUAGGCAAGAGGUUUAUUUCUCUAAGUGUCAGUUUCUCUGAAAACUUUGAGGAUUGGAUUGGAUAUAAAUUUCCCCAAGCACAAUGUGUGUACCAAUGGUGGGAAACAAGAUCUUUUUAGGGCAAGCAUUUAAAAAAUGUUUUUAAUAGGUAUAUGUUUCUUUGAAUGUUUUCAGAAAAAAUUAUAAGUUACAAUCAAAUCUAUGAUUUCAUCUAUUUAAUUGCUUAGGACAAGGCCAUAUGAGUUCACUUAGAGUUGAUUUUAAAAACAUAUCAAAUAAAUAAUAGUUCAAAUAUGGUUAUCAGAUGACUGAAAUUUGGGGCAGGAUUAGAAGAUGAUCUUUCAGAUUUUGACUAACUUGACUAUUCUGGUCUCAAUGACAAAAGGAAACAAGUUCCCGUAAGUCAUUACAGUGGAACCCAAUGAUAUUAUCCAAGAAACCAAUAUUCCUAGGAUCUUAGUUCUCCUAGAAAUCUUUCUAGCAUGCUGAGCGGGAUGGGUUGGACACAAUCCAAAUCACUGGAAUAUUACAAGUUUAAAAAAUUGUUUUGAGUGGUGUGUGAAAGAGCCCUGCUCUGAGGACUUCUGGAAUGAGUGAGAAGGGAACUUACGGACCUACUGAGGCUUGCUCCUCUGUCAGAUGUGGCAGGAGGGUUGGGGUCUUGGAGUUGUUCAAGUAAUUUCAUCAGUUAGGGGUCAAUCCUGACCCAGGAUCCAGUCCUGCUGGGCCAUACUUUCUUAAAGUGACUAUCCAGUGACACUAGCAAAUGUUACCUCUUCCAGGGAAGAAAUGACAGGAUGUGUUUAUAUUUUCUUUUACAAAGGAUCAUGAGAUUUUAUUUUUACUUUUUUUUGUUAUAGAAGUGGUAUAUGUCUAUGAAGGAAACUCAGAAAACAUAGAUAAGCACACACAAAAAAUUUGUAAUUGCACCAGUAUGAGCAUGUUAAAAUCUUGGUAUAGUUUACUUUUUCCUCUCUCUAUUUUUACUAAAAAAUCAGGAUUACGUUGCACAUACCAAUUUGAACUUGCUUUUCUUUGAUCCAUACAACAAUGUUGUCACAUACUUUUCCCCACAUUAUUAAAUAUUGUUCUACAAUAGUAAGGAAUUCAAUGAUAAAAGAGGUGUAUUGUCUUCCUCCCACCUUAUACAAGUUAUUUUGUGUGGCAGCUUGACUUGUAUUUUAGAAGUAGAGACAAAUUAAGGCAAAAAUAAAUAGAAAUGGCAAAUUAAUUCCACAAGGAGUGUGUUUUCUGAAAGUCCCUGCUGCUAGAAACGGAGUUAGGAUUAUGCCUUCUGGUUUCAAACAUGUCGAUAAUAGCUGUGUGGGCUACUAGAGUGGCGUCAAAGAUGGAUGUCCAACUCCAUAUUGGAGCUGUGGGUAACCUAGUGAGAGCCACAAAUCACCCUUCUAAGAGCCGGUGGUCAGGGAGCACCUUUCCAGUUUAGGGCAUAUACCAGUUGCUCUCCUGAUGGACAUCUGGUCCAUGAUAUUUGACUGUUUUAAGGUGUGGAAUGCUUUUACAAGGUCCAAAACUUCUGUCCUUAGUAUGAACAUUUGGGAGGCAAGUGAGUGAUAUGACCCAUGGCUGCCUUUUUGUCCGGCAAAGCACGAGGAUGCUUUGGAGAAUGGAAGGAUUUCAUCGAGUCCAAAUGACACUCACCUCUGGGCCUCUCAGCCUCCUUGGCCAUGUGGUUGUUCUGCUACUGAGAGUCUGCAGAUGAGCUGGUGGUUUCUCCAAGCUUCCAAGAGCUCUCUCAGUUUCCAACGUGGCUAGAUCCGUCAGAGACUGAAGCCGUGGAGAACGCUCUCGGGGCCUUUGCCACUUCUUGGAGUAGAAGCCGACAGAGAGCUGUUUGGAAACGUCUUCUUCACACACCAGUUGAAGACUAGGCUUUGGAGGUUUUCAAAGCAGACUGUGCUUGGAAGGGCAGGGAGAAGUAACAUUCUGCAAAUCGCCGUCAGAGGUCCUGAGGACACAGACCUACCUGGCUUGCAUUCCCCUUGCUGAAUGGCGUGUGCUGCAGCUGCCCACUGAGAGCUCUUUUUCCUGGGAUUCUGGACUUGAGAGUAGGAGAGCAGGCUGGGAAGAUGCUGAGUUCCAUCAAGUGUGUGUUGGUGGGUGACUCUGCUGUGGGGAAAACCUCUCUGUUGGUGCGCUUCACCUCCGAGACCUUCCCGGAGGCCUACAAGCCCACAGUGUACGAGAACACGGGGGUGGACGUCUUCAUGGAUGGCAUCCAGAUCAGCCUGGGCCUCUGGGACACAGCCGGCAAUGAUGCUUUCAGAAGCAUACGGCCCCUGUCCUACCAGCAGGCAGACGUGGUGCUGAUGUGCUACUCUGUGGCCAACCAUAACUCAUUCCUGAACUUGAAGAACAAGUGGAUUGGUGAAAUCAGGAGCAACUUGCCCUGUACCCCUGUGCUGGUGGUGGCCACCCAGACUGACCAGCGGGAGAUGGGGCCCCAUAGGGCCUCCUGCAUCAAUGCCAUGGAAGGGAAGAAACUGGCCCAGGAUGUCAGAGCCAAGGGCUACCUGGAGUGCUCAGCCCUUAGCAAUCGGGGAGUACAGCAGGUGUUUGAGUGCGCCGUCCGAACUGCCGUCAACCAGGCCAGGAGACGAAACAGAAGGAGGCUCUUCUCCAUCAACGAGUGCAAGAUCUUCUAAACCCCAAAAGACUUCACACAACACUUAUGUAUGCGCCCCAAAGACUAAUGGGGAGAGGGAGGGCCGGGAAGCCAGGAAAGCUUGGUGUUUUCUCUGGGUACACCCCAAGCAGCGUCUCCUUUUGGAUACAGUUAUUGAUGAGGCUUGGCCACUGGAUGUUUUCACUAACUACACUCUACAAGUGAACUCCUUGCCCGGGCCAGUUAGAAAAUCCCUUGGGGAACUGUAAUGAAUAUUCCAUCUUUGAUUUAAAAAGUGAAAUAGUCUCCAUAAUUUUGGACGAUGAAGUGAGUUUUUCAAAGAAUUCCAUAUUUAAAGACACAUUUUAUUUAACUAAUAACAAAAUGUAUUGCUUUUGUAUAUAUUUAGUUUUCACACUUGGAAAAUCUUUUCCUACAUCCUCGAAAACAUAAACUCCUCUGUGAGUGAAAUGCUCGUACGAAGCUCUGCCAUAUGUUUGUAGUGUUAUUAUUUUCACCUCAAGUAGAAAGCCUGUUGAAACCACUUGGCUGCUGGAUUUAAAUGGGUAAUCAAAUUUAAAAAUGACCAUAAAUGAAUCUUUGCAACUUGUUUUCUACUUACCUGUUAUUCAGCGUUGGAUAUAAAAUAUAGUUCCAUAAGAUAUCCUAAUACUGCCUAAUGAUUUUAAAGUUAUCACUAUAUUUUUCUGAAAUGAUAAAACAUCAUUCAUUUAUUUAUUAUAUUGUCUUUCACUCAACUCCAGUUAUGCACUAAAUAUUCUCCUCUCAUUCACCAAGACUGAUUGAAACACCGUCUUUCAGGUAGAGAAUCAGACUGCUCCAAGCAAUGGCAACAGGACUUGGAACAGAAGCAAGAGAGUGUCACUUUCACUUCUGGUAGGGUGGUUCCCAGGCGACUGCAGGUCCUGUGAAAGACAGGGGGCUCAAAGUUCUGUUAAUUUCACAAAUUUGUUAUAAAUUUGUCUAAACUGAGCUGUUGUGGCAAUAUAAUUUAUGAAUUGUAAGGUCUGAUUAGGAUUAUUGGGGGGAUAUCUACAUAUAUAUGUGUAUGUAAGGGAAAAAAGGUAGAAUUUACAGUCUUCAAAAAAGAAAAAUCAAAUUCCAAGCACAGGAAAAAGAAAGCUAUAUAGCAACUGCUCAGAUAACAGAAAGUUAUCAGGGGAAAUACUGAAUAAAUAGACACACACAUACUCGCACACAACCUGCUCUCACACAUACAACUCAAACCCCAUUCUAUCGAAUAGUUUAAAAGCAAUGGUGUUGCUCAUCUGUUAAAGUUGAGAAUAGAGGACUACAUAACUUAAGGUAGAAAUUGCAAAGGCUGGGUUGGGCAGGGUGCGGUGGCUCACGCCUAUAAUCCCAGCACUUUGGGAGGCUGAGAUGGGUGGAUCAUGAGGUCAGAAGUUCAAGACCAGCCUGGCCAACAUGGUGAAACCCCGUCUCUUCUAAAUAUACAAAAAUUAGCUGGGUGUGGUGGGACAUGCCUGUAGUUCUAUCUACUCAAGAGGCUGAGGCAGAAGAAUUGCCCGAACCUGGGAGGUGGAGGUUGCAGUGAGCUGAGAUUGCGCCACUGCACUCCAGCCUGGGCAACAGAGGGAGACUCCAUCUCAAAAAAAAAAAGAAAGAAAGAAAGAAAGAAAUUGCAAAGACUGGCACCUAGAUAGAUCAAUCAAUUACUGCCCUAAUCAAAACUUGGAAACACUCUGAACCACCUUUAUGAAGGUACAUCAUUGUUAUGGGGUAACGUGACUAUUACACACAAAAGGUAAGGCGGCUGGCAUAAAUGACUUUGAUUAGAAUUAUGUUGACAUAGCCAAAUCAGUUUCUCUGUUUCCUUGUGUAGUCAAUUCCUUAUAGCUAGAAUCAGUAUCAAAAACCAAAUGUGUGCUCAUUCACACAUUGCUUUCUCCUUCUCUCUCUCCUCCUAUCCACAGCCAGUAAAAGGCCUGGGACCAGGGUCUUGAUCUCUGGUGGGAGGAUUGCCUCGGUUCCCUGGGGCUGACACAGCUGCCUUCACCCAGACUUCUCAGCUCUCCAGGCCGUGGCUUGUACUCACCUCUAAGUCACCCGCCUCCCUUGACUGGAGAGCCCCUGUCUCUAGUUCUCAGCUCAGGGUUGGGGGGCUUGAAAGAUGACCAGGCAGGGGAGGGGAAGGGAUCUCAUAUCCCCUGAUAUCCCUGGGAUUCUCUUCUUCUCCCUCAACACACAGAGUCUUAAGUCACGAAUGCGGGUGUUCAGGGCCAGCCUUUGUGGUGAGAAGUAUUUAACAUGUCAGUGGGAAGGAAUUUCUAUUCACUGCAGUGGGCUGUCCCCCAGGCUUUUCUUUCUCUCUUGUUGAAGAGAGAUGGGGGUGGGUAUCUGAAAGUGGGAAGGGCCACCGUACAUGAUCCUAAGUGAGGGAAGAGGAGGUGGUUCCACAGUGGCAGCAGAGCAGGAAGGGAAGGCCAGAGAGGGCACACUCAAAUGGCUUUGCUGUCAACUGGGCAAGGACACACAGGUGAGACCUCCACCUGUUGGCUGGAGCCAAGCUUAACAGCUCCCUCUGGGAACCCUCACACCUGAGACCAGGAAUCUAUGUGUAAACCCUUUCCAGUGGCGGAAUCUGGAAGAAAUGGAACCAAUAAGUGUCUGUCUUCCUGCUAGACUGCUGUUCUUGAAGGUAGUACUGCCUCCUGGUCUCCUCAGUGUCCCCAGGGCUCAGCACAGGGAAGGCAAUGGAGCUAAAGUUGUGUUGAAUUGAAAUGGAGAGAAAGACAGUAAUUGGGCUUCUGUGCCACACAGUGGUUAUAGAAAGGAAGCAGACCCUCACCAGCCUUGCAGGGGUAAGAAGAAAAAUAGGUCAUAUGGGUAGAAUCCAUGUGUUGUGUGUUCUACAUGAGCACAUACUUACUUUUGUCUACCUAGAUGCAGACACAGUUUUCUUAGACUUUAAAAUUUGUGGUACCUUUUGUAGACUAUUGUAUAUCAAUUCUUAACUAUUCCAAGUAGCAGCAUUAAAUAUGUUCUUGAUGACAUUAAAGAGUUAAUUUUCAUGGUCAGGUAACUCAUUCUUGUCUCUGUCAGCCUGGGCUGCUAUAGUGGAAAACCAUAGACUAGGGGGCUUCAACAACAGAAAUUUCUCUCUCACAGUUCUGGAGGCUGGGAAGUCCAAGGCCAGGGACAGCAUGGUUGGGUUCUGGUGAGACCCCUCUGCCUGGUUUGCGAUGGGUGUCUUCUUGCUGUGUUCUCACAUGGUAGAGCAAGAGAUCAUCUUUCUGGUGUUUCUUCUUCUAAGGACAAUAAUCCCAUUCAUGAGGGCUCAACCCUCAUGAUCUAAUACCUCCCAAAGUCCUCACCUUCAAAUACCAUCACACUGUGGAUUAGGCCUCAACAUUUCGAGAUUUGUGGGGACACAAACAUUCCAUCCAUAGCAAUUCUAUUCUGUCUUACUUUACACUGACUAGUUAACUGGGCAGCAGAAUCCAGUGCGGUGAGUGACAAGAAAGCUAGAAGCAUCCUGAUUAAGUUUGUUCAGUGCUUCAGAUGUGCUGUGCCGGCCACCGAGUGAAGCAUUCUUUUGCCACAUGUGUGUAGGCCCACAUUAUACUGAGUCCCAUCUUACAUGAGGAAACUGAGGCUCAGCAUGUUGAUGUGACAAGGCCAAGCCCAUGCAGCAGGUGAGUGGCUGCCCCAGGAGUCUCAAGUGGGUCUGCUCAAAACCACCCUGCCUCACUUCCUCCCAGAGCAGCUUGACUGAAUGGCUUUGCCACAUCCGACCUCAUGUAGCUUGCAGCUCCACCCCUGUCAGUCAA